AUGCUCUCCUGCGUGGUGGAUAAGAAUCCUGACAAGGCCAACCACGCUGCUGUCAUAGGAUAUCUGAUCAUGGGAUUAGACAUGGAAUUGGCCAUAAUGGAUGCUCCUGUGGGUGGCUCAGGUCGGGUGUCAGGAAGUAUCAUGGAAAGGAAAGGAGCUGAUGAUGAAUACAGUACCGUGAAUACAAUCAACAAGCGAAAGAGAAAAGAAGUUGAUAUUGCCACGAAACCCCUACGUACCAGCACAUUAUCACCAUCCUUCAAUCGACAAUCUUCACCCAAGUCACAAUCACAAACCCUUGCAUGA
Messenger RNA from Lichtheimia ornata, 306 nucleotides. RefSeq lists its product as uncharacterized. NCBI's taxonomy places the organism in Eukaryota, Fungi, Mucoromycota, Mucoromycetes, Mucorales, Lichtheimiaceae. The transcript has 3 exons. The coding region runs from base 1 to 306 and encodes 101 amino acids. The record is from RefSeq and is a predicted model, not a curated record.